Vanrija pseudolonga is the source of this 1038-nucleotide messenger RNA. RefSeq lists its product as uncharacterized. Gene Ontology annotation, biological process: protein sumoylation. Lineage: Eukaryota; Fungi; Basidiomycota; Tremellomycetes; Trichosporonales; Trichosporonaceae. Gene Ontology annotation, cellular component: nucleus. Bases 1 to 1038 code for a protein of 345 amino acids. The record is from RefSeq and is a predicted model, not a curated record. Gene Ontology annotation, molecular function: ubiquitin-like protein ligase binding; protein tag activity. The transcript is spliced from 8 exons.
AUGUCCGCGCCAUCCGAAGCUUCCUCCUCCAAGCCGGCGCACGACGCGCCGCCUACCCUGGACACCAAGGCCGGCAAGGAAGCCAAGCCCGACGCCACUGCCCUGCAGGAGGCCAACAAGGAGAACCUGCCGGGGGAGAGCGGCACAGGCGAGAUCAAGCCCGUGAUCGCUGGCCACAAGCCGGGCGGAAUGGACUUCAAGCCCGUCAAGGAGAUCAAGUAUUCCACAUCCCGCCCACCUGGUGUGACUUCGAUCACCAUCAGCGGGACCAAGGACUAUGUCCAGUACCGAAUCAAGUACUACGUUUACCCUACUACCACUGUCAAGAUGAUCAAGACUUGGAUGAGCACGAGCUAUGGUUACGAGCUGGACAAGAUCCGCCUGCUUUUCGAUGGUCUGAUCCUCGACGACACCGACACGAUGGCUGAGCUUCAGGUCGAGGAGGGCGAUGCCUUUGACGUCUACCUCGAGCAACGACCAUUCACCAUGCCGCCAACGUCCAAGUCCACCAAGCUCGGUAGCGCCACCCCGGACAUCAAGCCGAAGGUGGAGAGCAAGCCAACCGUCGAGGACAUCAAGCCUGACCUUGCCGUGCUCGAAAACGACCGCAAGCCUUCCCUCAGCGACUUGGAGGACGAAGCACGCCACCGCGACAUCAAGCCCGCCAUCCCGGGCCUCAAGCCCGAGGGUGUCGACUUCAAGCCGGUCCGUCAAGUCGAGAUGGUCGAGCGGUACCCGGGCCACUUCAAGAUCAUCAUCAUGGGAAGCAAGGGCGGGGCGGCGUACCGCAUCAAGUACAUGGUCGCGCCGUCAACCACCGUCCAGUGGCUCAAGGUGGGUUGCAGCGCCACCUCUCUCGCCGUCGUCUUCCCUGACGCUGUGUCCCAGGCCGAUCUGACCAAGUGGUACGGCUACGAGACGGACAAGAUUCGCCUCAUCUUCGACGGCCGUGUCGCGACUAAUCGGGACACAAUGACCUCGCUCCAGGCCGAGGAAGGGGACGUCUUUGACGUCUACCUCGAGCAGCUUGGUGGCUAA